AUGGUCAACAAACCGCACGCGCCGCGUCAGGCCAACAAGGCCGUCAAGAAACCCGCCACCAACGCGGCCACCCUGAACGACGAAGAUACCAGCUAUAUUGUGUUUGGAGACGACAAAAAGAGCAAGAAAGGGAAACAACCCGCUCAAGAUACCAGCAAUCCCAAGCAAACUGAAGUCAAGAGUAAGACACCGACUGUUCCAAACGGCACGCAGCCAGAGGCGGAGAAGAAGCCAGACACACGAACAUUGAUCGCGGGCUCGUCAUGGACCGGAAAACUGCCUAUGACGCUGUUCAAUGAGCAUUGUCAGAAGCAAAGAUGGGACAAGCCCGAGUAUACCAUCCAUCGGAAUGGCAAAGGCUUCACAGGCGGCGUGGUCAUUCGACAGAAGAAUCCCAAGACACAAGAGGUCACGACUCUUCCACCCAUCGUACCGCCGGCAGACUAUCUGAAAGAGCGUGGGACUCAAGAGAGUGCAGUCGAAGCCAGGCAUUUCGCAGCUGCAUAUGCGCUCUUUCGAGUUAGCAACAUGAAGAACAUUCAUAUGAUGCUUCCCCCUCAGUAUCGCGACCUCUGGAAAGGAGACUUUCAGGAUCUCAAGAGCGAAGCAGUCGCCCAAGGUGUGGGGUACCUGUACGAGGCAGAUCCAUUUCUGGCCAAGAAACAGCGCGACGAGGCUAUGGUCGCGAAAGAGAAGGCCAGAGUGGACAAGGUGAAGCAGCAAGCUGAGGACAAGAAAUCUGAAGUUGUUAGUCUUGAUGGCCAAGUACAGAGCAAGCACGUUUUGAAGGGUUGGAUGCGUGUGCCAAAAGUGGAGAUGGGUGUCCGGACACGACGGGAUGUCGAGCGCUUGAUACGACAGGGCGGUGCUUGGAAUCCCCACGGCGUGGUCAUGAAAGCCGUGGAACGGAAAGCCAUCGUAGAUGAUUUGUCUAACAUUGGUUUUCGGAGGAGCCAUGUCGAAGAAGCGACCGAGCUAUGCAAGGAUCGCGAAGAAACCUUGGAAUGGUUGCUCAUCCACGUACCUGAAGACGAUCUGCCGAAGUGGUGUCUGCCAGACAACUAUCUUGCUGGGGUCAGCUUAGCCAGUGGCGACAUGAAACGCGAGGGCAAGCUCAAACGGCUCUCAGCUGCUGGGUACCCACUUGAAGUUUGCAGUGACGCUCUUGAUGCUUCUGCCGGAGAUGAAGCAUGUGCAGCGGAAGUGUUGCAGGCCAAGCUCCUGGACACCGUUGCUCCAUUUCCGGACGACAAAGCGAACAACUUCGAGGCUUGGGACGAAGAGCAGGCAACUUUGGAGGCUAUCUUUGGCGAUCGAUACACCAACCACGAUCGGUUAUGCUGCAUAAAGCUCGAUCUUCAGACGCCCUCAAAGAAGCCCAUCACUCUGAAAGCUCGCCCGCCACCUUUCUGGUACCCAGAAAAUGUGCCUACAAUAUUCGUCGAGGCUGAUUUACCUGCAUAUGUUCGGCUCAGUAUCCUUAAGCAAGUCCUGACGACUGCAAAGAAUGAGUAUUUGGGUGAACAGAUGCUCUUCAGUAUGGUCGACUGGUUGGAACAGAAUAUCCCUCGCGUCAUAGAUCAUCCUGGUAGACUAAGCGACGUGGCCUCCGUCGCAUCAGCUCCCAGCAGAUCAAGCGCUUUGCACUCAAGAGGAAAUAAACAGCACAGAAAGCCCGAGCCCAUCAAUUGGGUCAGUCUGGACAGCAGGAGUCAACAGCUACUAAACGACUGGCAAGCCAAGCAAUCAACCCCUAGCCAACAGCAGAUGCUGAAGGCUCGACAGAACCUUCCUGCCUGGAAGCUACAAGACGACAUAAUCUCUUCUGUCACCAACAACCAGGUCACCAUCAUCUCUGGAGAGACUGGAUCUGGAAAAUCUACGCAAUCAGUGCAGUUCGUUCUGGACGACCUCAUUAAGCGAUCGUUCGGACAGCAAGUCAAUAUCAUUUGCACCCAGCCUCGAAGAAUCUCUGCGCUAGGCCUUGCAGAUCGCGUUGCGGACGAGCGGUGCGGCAAGGUAGGCGAUGAAGUCGGCUAUGCCAUUCGAGGCGAGUCGAAGCAGAAGCCAGGCGUGACGAAGAUCACAUUUGUCACGACUGGUGUUCUGCUCCGUCGAUUGCAGACAUCAGGCGGAAGUACUGAAGAUGUCGUGCGAAGUCUCGCCGAUGUCAGCCAUGUCGUCAUUGACGAAGUUCACGAACGAAGUCUAGACACUGACUUCUUGCUCGUACUCUUGCGAGAUGUGCUCAAGAAACGCAAAGACCUCAGGCUUGUGCUUAUGAGUGCCACUCUCGAUGCUGACAUGUUCGAGAACUACUUCAGAGGGAGUUCGAGCGUCGGCAAAGUGGAGAUCGAAGGGCGUACACAUCCAGUCCAAGAUAUCUAUCUGGAUGAAAUCGUCCAAUGGACCGGAUUUGGUUCAGCUGAAGCCGAUGAUUCAGACGCAGAUUUUGAUCAUCACGGGAACACUGGAUCAGGAACAUCAACUCCGCAGCAAGCACCGCAGCCAAACAUUGGCAACGCUCUGCGAGCAGUUGGCACGAGGAUCAAUUACGACCUCAUAGCGCGGACUGUUGAUUACAUUGACCAUAAGCUUGGUAAUGUGGAUGGAGGCAUUCUCAUCUUCCUCCCUGGUGUUGCUGAGAUCGAUCAGACUCUACGGGCUCUUAGAAACGUGCCAAAGUUGCAUGCUCUGCCUUUGCAUGCUUCGCUCCAGAGCUCAGAGCAACGACGUGUCUUCCCAAGACCUCCACCUGGGCUGCGCAAGGUCAUCGCUGCGACGAAUGUCGCUGAGACAUCGAUCACCAUUGAGGAUAUCGUCGCCGUUAUCGAUACGGGCCGCGUCAAGGAAACCAGCUUUGACCCAGCGAACAACAUGGUGAAGCUGGCCGAGGUGUGGGCUUCCCGUGCAGCUUGCAAACAGCGAAGAGGUCGUGCCGGACGUGUUCGGGCUGGUGAAUGCUACAAGCUCUACACUCGAUCUGCCGAAGCCAAAAUGGCUGAGAGACCAGAGCCAGAGAUCCGAAGAGUGCCGUUGGAACAGUUGUGCCUAUCUGUUCGUGCGAUGGGAGUUGCUGACGUUCCAAGCUUCCUCGCAUCGGCGCUCACACCGCCAGAGAGCCUGGCCGUGGAAGGUGCGCUGAAGUUGCUCGCGAGAGUCGGUGCCUUGGACAACGCAGACCUCACCGCCUUAGGACAGCAUCUUUCGAUGAUACCAGCUGACCUUCGGUGCGGCAAGCUCAUGGUCUACGGCGCUGCAUUUGGGUGCUUUGAGGCUUGUGUCACAAUCGCAGCAAUCCUGACAGUCAAAAGCCCAUUCGUGAGCCCGCAGGCCAAGCGUGAGGAGUCAAAAUCUGCAAGGGCAUCGUUUGGAGAUGGCCAAGGAGAUCUCAUCUGCGACCUGCGUGCCUAUGAGGAGUGGACAGGGAGAAGAUCGGCGGGUGAGCCGACGUCGUCACUCCGCCGCUGGUGUGACGAGAAUUUCUUGAACCACCAGACUCUCAUGGACAUCUCUACGAACCGGACGCAAUACAUCUCUUCACUUCAAGAGAUCGGUUUCAUUCCGACAGGCUACAGGUUCGAGUCACCUGCGGCUCAGGUCCUUAAUCGCCACAACACCAGCGACAUAUUGCUCAGAGCCUUGGUUGCCGGUUCUUUCCAGCCACAAGUGGCUCGCAUUGAGUUACCGGACAAGAAGUAUGUCGCAUCUUCAUCUGGAGCUGUGGAGAUGGACCCCGAAGCGCGAACAAUCAAGUACUUCAACGAAGAGAAUGGCCGAGUCUUCGUCCACCCCAGUUCAACGCUGUUCGAUGCACAAGGCUUCCCGGGAAACAGCGUCUACAUGAGCUACUUCACAAAAAUGGCCACCAGCAAGGUCUUCAUUCGCGAUCUGACGCCCUUCAAUGUCUACAGCUUGCUCAUGUUCUCUGGGCCAAUAACGAUCGACCCUCAAGGCCGUGGACUGCUCGUCGAUGGGUGGAUAAGACUCAGAGGAUGGGCCAGAAUUGGAGUGCUGGUCAGCCGCAUGCGCAUGAUGCUCGACGAGCUGCUAGCCAAGAAGCUGGACAACCCAGGGCUCGAAAUGGGCGAAAGCGAGGUGGUGAAAGUGGUCAGGAAGAUGGUGGAGCUGGAUGGCCUCGAUCGAUGA
Molecule: messenger RNA, 4149 nt
Organism: Zasmidium cellare ATCC 36951
Lineage: Eukaryota; Fungi; Ascomycota; Dothideomycetes; Mycosphaerellales; Mycosphaerellaceae
Exons: 1
Coding region: 1-4149 (1382 amino acids)
Cellular component (GO): intracellular anatomical structure
Molecular function (GO): RNA binding; protein binding; ATP binding
Source: RefSeq, a predicted model, not a curated record